Messenger RNA from Triticum aestivum (bread wheat), 1741 nucleotides. RefSeq names its product dimethylnonatriene synthase. The record is from RefSeq and is a predicted model, not a curated record. Gene Ontology annotation, molecular function: oxidoreductase activity, acting on paired donors, with incorporation or reduction of molecular oxygen; iron ion binding; monooxygenase activity. The coding region runs from base 14 to 1570 and encodes 518 amino acids. Lineage: Eukaryota; Viridiplantae; Streptophyta; Magnoliopsida; Poales; Poaceae. The transcript is spliced from 2 exons.
CGUCUCCAAAUUAAUGGACGUCACGGCAUGGGCAUGGGCCUCCUUCCUGGCCGUCGUCCUCGUCGUCCUAACCAUUCUCCGCCGUGGCCGUGGCUCGCAGCCGCAGGGGAACAGGCUUCCACCAGGACCGAAGCCGUGGCCCGUGAUCGGCAACCUCAAUCUCAUCGGCGCGCUGCCGCACCGCUCCAUCCACGAGCUGUCCAAGCAGUACGGCCCGUUGAUGCAGCUCCGGUUCGGGUCCUUCCCCGUCGUGGUGGGCUCCUCGGCCGAGAUGGCCAGGUUCUUCCUCAAGACCCACGACACGGUGUUCGCCGACCGGCCAAGGACCGCCGCCGGCAAGCACACCACCUACAACUACUCCGACGUCCUGUGGGCGCCCUACAACGCCCACUUCCGCCGCGCGCGCAGGCUCUUCGCCACCGAGCUGUUCAGCGCGGCGCGGCUCGAGUCCUACAAGCACAUCCGCCACGAGGAGGUGAGCGCGCUGCUGCGCGACCUGGCCGCGGCCGCUCACGGGGCAUCUGGCCGUGCCGUGCCGCUCAGGGGACACCUCUUUGCGGCGACCAACGGCAUCAUCUCGCGGGUGGUGCUGGGCAAGAAGUACGCGGAGAAGGAGGCAGGAGGCUCGGCAGCCAUGGCGCUGGAGGAUUUGUCGGGCUUAAUUGAGGAGUUUUUCCUUCUCAACGGCGUGAUCAACGUCGGCGAUUUCAUUCCGUGGUUCGACUGGCUGGACCUGCAAGGGUACGUCCGGAGGAUGAAGAAGUACAGCAAGAAGAUGGACCGCUUUCUCGAGCAUGUCCUGGAGGAACACGAGGAGCGCCGGCGUGUCAAGGGGGAGCAGUUCGUGGCGAGGGACAUGGUGGACGUGCUGCUGCAGCUCGCCGACAAUCCUAACCGGCUUGACCGAGACACCGUCAAGGCUCUCACUCAGGUAUGCAUGCAGGAACUUAUCGUCGGGGGUUCAGAUACCUCCAGUGUAACCAUGGAGUGGGCGAUGUCGGAGGUUCUCAGGAACCCUGAGGUCUUGGGCAAGGCCACCAAGGAGCUCGACCGUGUGGUCGGCCGUGACAGGAUGGUCAUGGAGAAGGACAUCCCAGACCUCCCUUACAUAGAGGCCAUCGUGAAGGAGGCGAUGCGCAUGCACCCGGUGUCGCCCAUGUUGGCGCCCCACCUCGCACGCGAGGACGCGUCCGUCGACGGCCACGACAUCCCCGCCGGCACGCUCGUCCUCGUCAACGUGUGGGCCAUCGGCCGUGACCCGACCUAUUGGGACGCGCCGGAGGAGUUCCGACCAGAGAGGUUUAUGGGGAGCAAGAUCGACGUGAAGGGGCAGGACAUGGAGCUGCUACCGUUCGGGGCCGGCCGCCGGAUGUGCCCCGGGUAUAGCCUGGGACUGAAGGUGGUGCAGUUGAUCGUCGCCAAUCUUCUGCAUGGCUUCACGUGGGGGCUCCCUGACGGCACAACGAUGGAGCAACUCAACAUGGAGGAGAUAUAUGGGCUCACCACUGCGCGCAAGUUCCCGUUAGAGGCAGUGGUGGAGCCUAAGCUCCAAGAACACGUCUUCUCGUAGCGCCGCCGCCGCAAAAAUGCUAGACUCACGCAUCAUUACGGAGGUUCUAGUCAUUGUGGUAUACGACUUCUAGUCCAAGUCAGUUUUAUACCCCUACCCUAAGUCGGUUUGUACCCUCUUAUAUACUCUUGUAUGCCGCAUCAAAUCAUCAAUAAGCAACAGUUUUAUUCA